Phlebotomus papatasi is the source of this 13097-nucleotide messenger RNA. RefSeq names its product serine/arginine repetitive matrix protein 2 (gene dikar). The transcript has 6 exons. Gene Ontology annotation, molecular function: protein binding. Lineage: Eukaryota; Metazoa; Arthropoda; Insecta; Diptera; Psychodidae. Gene Ontology annotation, biological process: chromatin remodeling. Gene Ontology annotation, cellular component: CERF complex. The coding region runs from base 594 to 7214 and encodes 2206 amino acids. The record is from RefSeq and is a predicted model, not a curated record.
UUUCUUCAAGAAAGCCAGCCGCCUGCGUGCUCUGUCACUGAAGAAGAACUUUGACGAGAGUGAGAAAGAGGUAUCACAGUUUGAGGUGAAUAAGAAGGUGGUGAAAACUGGAGAAUGUUCAUCUGAUAGUUUGAUAGAAGAUAGUGAGGAGGGUGAUCAUUGGAACAGUCGAAAGAGGUGCAAACAGCGCGUCGAUACUCGAGGGUCAGGCAGGCAAAUUACCAAUUAGUGCAAGAACAAAAAGAACUCUGUGCAAAAAAAAAAUCUCGGCCAAAUCUCCAUGUCGCAUUAUUAUUUUCUGUUUUUUAUAGUGACAUUUUGAGUCCUCUAAAAACAGAUAAAAAAAAUAAUUCGUAUCACGAUCGGCCUCAAGAUCGAGUAAUUACUCCACCCUCGCCAGUGGGACAUCUUACAUAGCUUCACAUUUUUCUGGACAUCUAUUUGACUACUCAACGGAGGAUUGUGAGAAAAUAGUGAGUGUUCCAACUGUGAAUGAUUACACAAGUGAUAGUAGUACUGAAACGGACAAUAGUUCCGUAAAUUCUUCGAUAAAAAGUUCUUGUGACUUGAGUGUGAAAAAAAGUGCCGUGCCAAUGAAUCGAAAACAGAAAGAGGUGAAGAAGACUGUUUCUUCAGUGUCAAAGAUGGCACCGGCAACAAAUAAACUCCCGGGACGACAGACAAAUAAUUCCUUGUCGUCCAUUACGGGGAAUAUAAUCAUUCCAGAAAUUGGUUCUGGAAGUGCAAAGAGUGCUGGAAACUCUACGGAAAAUCGCAAGGAAGUUGCAGAGAAGGCGAGGAAGAAGAAGACAAAGUCAUCUCAAAUAUUUACAACAUCAAUCAUUCCAACUCUUAGUUUUACGGAGACAGAAGAGGUCCUCCAAAUUGGUAUGCACAAAGUGCUGGAGUAUGUGAAGAAUCACAAGGAUGCUUGGCCCUUUAUGGAUCCCGUUGAGGAGGACAUUGCUCCAAGAUAUUAUUCCAUCAUUAGAAGACCAAUGGACCUCCUAAAGAUGGAAGAAAAAUUGGACAACGGAGAAUAUGCAACAUUUACGGAAUUUAGGAAUGAUUUUAAACUCAUUGUCAACAAUUGUCGACUGUACAAUGGGCAAAAUAAUGAGUACACUGAAAUGGUAAACAACCUCCAAGAGGCAUUUGAGAAGGCAACAAAAAAGUACUUUGAGCAAAAUUCAUCUGAUGAAGAAGAUGCAAAUCUGGAAUAUCCGGAUUUGAAGACGAAUGUAUUCAGGGAGAAGUAUUCGGGUGGCACUAAGCCAAUAGCUGUUAAAUCAAACAAAAAGGAAAUUGGAAAGAAAAGUACAACGAAAAGAUCAAAACAAGAUAAUGAUGAUGAUAAUGAUGAUGAGGAUGAUGAAUCUGGGGAGAGUGAUGUGAGUGAGGAGGUGAUAAAAGUGAAGAAAGGCAAAGGCGUUGAUAAUGUCAAAGAGAGUUCGGAGAAGCAAAAGACACAAAAGCAUAAGCAUCAAGAGUCAAAUGUGAGCAAGGAACCAAUUGAGAGUCCACGUGGUACAAAGAGAAAGAGAAAGGAGAAGGAUAAAGAUCGGAAGAGAAGGAAGAAAAAUGAUGGGAAGAAUGAUCGUAAAAAUUAUGAAAGUGAUGAAGUGGAUGAAAGUGAAGAGGAGCCUGAGAUUAAAAAGGGUGGCAAAAGGGUCAGCCCAAGUGUUAAAGAUACCUCAAAGAGUGCACCGUCGAAGAAGGAGAAGGUGGAGAAGAAUCAAGGUUCUGUGAAACGGGACAAAGUGAAGAGUGCAAAGGAAAAUGUGCCCAAAGAACCGUCAAAGAAGGUGGAAACACCAAAGAAUGCUGGAAAAGGGGUCCAGAAGAAGGCUAAGAAUGUUGCAACGAAGGAAUCACCAACAAUUGCAAAAAAUGACAAAGUAUCGAAGAAGAAGCAGAAUGAUGCAGAUGAAACGGUUUCAAAGGAUUUCAGUUCAGAUGGGAGUCUACUGAAUUAUCCGAUAAAGAAGAAAGUGCCAGAGAAGAAGAAUGAUGGGGGGAAGAAAGUGAAAGAGAAGGGUGGAAAGGGUCGUGGUGGUAAGGAAAAGGUGAAAGAAGAAGAGUCUCCUAAGAAAAAUAAACAUAAGACAAAAGCUGUGGUAUCUCCGGAAAUUAGUGCAAAAGGCGAAAAGAAAGUUAAAGGUGCAAAUAUAUCAUCAAUUUCAUCAGAACGUUCUUCAGUCAUGUCCCAAAGUGCCUACAACAAGAGCAACAGCUCCAACAAACAAAACACCAAUAAAACAUCAUUGAAUCGUUAUCACAAAGAUGAUGAUUUAAUGUCAAUAUCCAGUCGUAGUUUCUCACGAAGUCCCAGUCCGGUUUCAUCAACAUUCACCAAUGAUUCCGAUGAUGACUUCCACAACGAUGGUGAACGGAAGAAACGCAAAUUACCAUCGAGACCACCAACACCUGAUAUUAAGGAUAAGUUUGAUUUGAUCAAGGAACGUCGAAGAGGAAUGGGAAUGGGAGAUGAGAAGCAAUCGUCAAAAGGUGGAACAGGUAAGGGUAAGUCAACAAAAGGUUCAAAGUCAGCAGCAACAGCAGCAGCAGCAACGGGAGCGACGAAGGAGAGUGCGUCAACGGGAAAAGAUAUGAAAGACAAGCAUCAAACGCUCAAUGAAACAAUUGAGAGACUUAAGCAGAGCAAUGAGAAAACAAAACAGCGAACAGCAGUAAUUGAUGAGAUACUUGGAAUGAAGCCAACUCGUGAGGCACGAGAUGAGAAGACAAUUUUUGAACGACUUCGUGAUCCAAAUGUUGAUAUUAAAUCAUCUCCGCAGAAACAUACUCAAAGUGGUCGGGAGAAGAAGAGAGAUGAGUACGAUUUUGUCGAUGAUACGGUAACUACAACGCCUGCGGUGUCGUCACAUCGGGCUAAAAAGGAGAAUCAAACAAAGGGCAGUAGUGGUAAGAAGAACAGUAAGUCGUCGAAGGUGAUUGCAGAAUCUCCAAGUGGACAACAACAACAAUCAAAGAAGAAUAGUAAGACAAAUAUGGAAGCAUUGGAGCAGGGUGUAUGGGAACAAACACUGAAGGACAUCAAUCGUUGGUUAGAACCACCAUCAGACAGUAAUUCACCAUCUCGCUACAUCUGGGAUGACUUUGAAACUGAAGACUUUCGACGUCCCGUUCCAAUUCAGCAAUCAGCUGCGAUACGUCCUCAAGCAACAAGUGAAGGUCCACCGACAACUGCUGCAGCAGGAAAUGUUCAAAAGGAUCCAGCUGCAACAGCAGCUACAACAACAACACCAGCCGGACGGCAAAAUCCACCAAAUGCACCAGGACAGAAUCCAAAUGUUCCUCCAGGACAGAGAAAAGAUGCCAGCAGGGACAAGAGAAAAAGUCUCAAGGAUAAGAUAACUGUGAGAAAACGAGAAGUGGCCAGGCCCAUUGAUCGCCUACAACCAGGCAAGACAAAGGGUAACCUGAUACAAAAUACAAAUAAACCCGAUGAAUUGUUUCCCUUGGGGAAUUUGUCAAAAUUGAAAGAAAUCAAAAAUUCUCUAAUGGUCAAACCUACAGAAUCAGGACCAAAAUUGAGCCUUGGUACUGUUCUCGAUACAGAAGAAUUUGGUCUGGUGCAACAGCACAAUUUUGUCGAUGAGGCAAAAGCCAAUGCAGAUGAGAAGGUGUCCGAGAAAGAGAACAGUUGUGACGACAAAGAAAAAGUUGAGGCCUUUGUUCGGAAAGAACCAAUUGAAAAAAUCAAGGAUGACAAAUGUACCAAGGAGUCUGAGCCGGAUAAUCAAACAGUAAAAUCCGCAGAAAAGGUGGUUUCAGCAACACCAAAUUUGAGUGCAUGGUUCAAGGCAUUUGGUGCACCAAAGAAGAAGAAGGCCGAUGAGGAUGAAGUGUCAAAGAAGAAAAUGGAUACGUCACCAAAUGAAGGUCAAUCGAAUGAACUAACUGUACAAGGUGGUGCAUCAAAAUCACCAGGAUCAUCGUUGAACGGGGCUGAAAGUGGGAUAUCGUACAGUCAACCAGUACCUAGACAGAGAAAAGCUAGUACUGGUAGUACAGUUUCUGAGCGAUCAUCAUACAGUCAAGAUCCAGAUAGUCCGAGGAUAGCGAUAGAUGAGAGAAUGUAUCCUGGCCCAUAUCCAUCACCAUUGGGCGCUUCACCAAUUCUGACGUCACCAAAGUCAGAAGAACUGCCAAAAUCAGCAUCGCCAUAUUCUCUAAAUGGUGCCAUAAAGGUAGGAUUUUAUCAGGAUACUACAACAAAGAGCAGUCCGGAGAAGAGUUGUAGUCCACGCGAACAGCCAUCAACCUAUCCACAAUAUUCACAACAUGUCUACUCAUCUGCCACAUCACCAGCCAUGACAGGCCUUACGAGUCCAUCGUAUGGCAGUUAUUCGUAUCAUUCGACAAGUGUCUCAGCGGCAGAUGGCGCCAAGAAGAAUGGUGGUAGUAGUAAGAGCCCAGCAUCUUACUAUGAUCAGUACAAACAGCAACGAUCUGAAGAAUCGUCCGAAUACAAUAAUUCAAUGAGUCCAAACAAUAAUCCCAAUUCACCAUAUCAACAUCAACAGUUGUCACCCUAUCAGCAGCAACAUUCGCCGUAUCAACAGCAACAACAUUCGCCAUUUCAACAACAACAACAACAGGCGCAACCUAAAGUCAACAGUGGACCAAUUUCUCCAUAUCAAGCUACAACUCCGCAACAACAGCAGACAGCAAUGUCACCGUCAUCUGUGACGCAUACGCAACAAGCACAACAUCAACAAACACCACAGUAUCACGCUAGGCAGCAGCCGCAACAGCAGCAACAACCACAACAACCACAGCAAACACAGAAGGCGUCUAUGAUUCAAGGAGCACCCGUUUCGCCCUUUUCUCAGUCAAAUCACAGUUCGCCCUACUCACAGCACGAUCCCAAUUCGCCGUAUUCGCAACCUGAGCAGUUGUCACCAUUCCAUCAGAAUCCAAAUUCACCCAAACCAUCAAAUCAUCAGACCACACCACAGGUUGCACCUGAAAGUGGCCAACAGAUCAAUUCGGCAUCGCCAUCGGGUGAAUGGCAAGCGCCAACUCACAUUCCACCUCAGUAUGAAGCGCACAAUAUGAUGCCACCGGCAGCGCAUGGACAACAAACACUACCAGCACAGUGCAAUCAGGAUAAGUUGCCAAUUGGAGCACAACUACAACAUCCGCAUCGUGGACACAUAGCACCAAUGGCUCAGGCUCCGCCAAUGGCACAUCAUCAUCAGGAAAUGCCACAAAAUAUGACUCCAGCUCAUCAGAAUUAUCCACCGUAUAGUAGUUUGCAAGGGAAGCGAUACGAUGACUCUCAGAACUUAUUCAUGCCACCAACAGCCCAACAGGUUCUACGACAGCAAAACAUGUACGAAAGUACUCCAGCAACUGAAGCAUCAAAUCUCGGUGUGCAGAAUCCUCUGAAUUAUCGCCAAAGUGCUCCUGGAAGUUCAACAACGCAACCUGCGAAACACAAUGAACUACCAGCACAGCAACCAAGUGAAAUGAUUAACCCUGGGUAUCAGGGUAAAGUUGAUGAUGCUGACAAGAAUAUCAUGAGUGAUCCUAUGGCUAGAUUGGCUGCAGAUAAGCAACAGCAGCAACAAAUGUUUGAUCUGCUGGCAUUUAGUAAGUACGGCAAACAAUUGGACAUUUCGACAUCGAAGGCAUUUGAGAUGUUCAAUAGAGCAGCCUCAAUGGGCUUCCCAAAGUCACUUCCACUCGCCACAAGUGGCUCAACGGUGCCGCCCAGUGGAAGUAGCAAGAGUCCACCGGACUUAUUUGAUCUCAACUACGGCAAGGGGAUAACGCAGACUGACUACCCUGGGCAACCUGGCAACAACUUGCGUAGUGCACCACAGCAGAAGACCAUUACAGAACUGAGCCCAAUGGCUGGAUAUCAGCAACAACUCAAACAACAUCAUGCAGUUGAGAGUAAAUCAUCAAUUCCUGGAGUACAUCAAGCGACAAAUUUGCAAAUCCAGCAAACGUCGCAGCAACAUGCUGCUGGAGCCAAAGGAGUCGAUCUGGCCAUUCCCAAUCCGCGUCAGGCGCAGCAUUUGCAGGAAUCAGCUGCAGCGGCUGGUAGUCAGAAGGAUACCAAUGCUCCACGAUAUGAAACACUUCAGCCACCAGCGUACAAAUCCUCACAUCCUUACAAUCCCUCACCCAGUUCGGCUCUCAUUGAUCCAAGUUUGCGGAAUUUGACAACAUUGCCCAUCAUGGAUGAGCAUUUGCUGAGUUUGCAGCAAUCUUCAGCUGGUGGAUACUAUGACAAAACAAUUCCCUCGGCUCAUAUGUUUGGCAAGAAUAUGCAUCAUCAAUCAACGGCAGCUGCGAGUUUGCAGCAAAUGUUUACAUCAGCUCCAAUCUCAACAAUGUCUCCGUAUAAUGCUGCCAGGGAGGCAACAGCUGGGAAUAACUAUCAAUUGAGGAUUCCGAGUGAGGGUGGUCAGGCAAUGCCACAGACGCAGCAGCAACCGGAAGUUCCGGCAAAGGGGCAGAAAAGGGGAAAGAAGAAGAAAGGAGCGACUGCGAGUGUUCAGACGCCAACUGAAGUCGCCAUGGCACAGAAUGCGUUGCAGCAGCAGCAACAGCAGCAGCAGCAGCAGCAGCAGCAGGUGCAACAGAAGGGCUUCCAGUCGUAUGCGGGUCUACAGACGGGUUCAGUGCCUUCGAGUGGUGGUGGUACGACAGCAGGUUCCACGGAUUCUUCGGCCAUUUCACUGAAAUCGGCAAGUAUGGUGCCUGGGAGUGCAUUUAAUUUUGGACCAACACCAACGGGUCUAGGUUUGCCGUAUGGUCCGGAAAAUCCACCUGGUUACCUGGAGGAUUUCCGCAAUAAUCCCAAUCCUUACUAUCUUCCGGCUGGUCAUCGAAAUACUCCAGAUGCUGCUGCUGCAGUUGGCGAAAAGGGAGCUGGAAAUGUUCCACCGGUUUCUGCACCAUCAUACCAUCAAUUCCUAUCACAUCCGACCACAAGGCCAUCCUAUCCCUUCAUGAAUUCAUCGCAAUUGGACGCAACGGCUCCGAUUUAUCAGCAAUAUCUGCAGAGGGCGACUGAAAGUGAAUUUAGGGCACAGAUGAUGCUCAAUCAGGGACUUUUGGCACCACCAGGAGCACCUGGAGCUUACCCUCAAUCCACCUAUCAUCAUGCUCUAGGGAUGCAUAAAUCACCCUAUGAUGCUAUGAAUACCAUGAAUCGGGCUCCUUGGUUCUAAAACAAACAACAACAAAAAUCUCCCGGAUAAUGCCCAGCGCACGAUAACUUUUGUUUGUAAACAUGUUUUCAAAAUUUCCCAUGAGAGUGAGCGAGAUGACUAGAUCUAGAUCUCACUCACUCUCAUUGAAAUGUCAAAAACAUGUUUACAAAACAAAAGUUACUGUGCGUUGAGCAUUACAGAGAGAAAAAAAAACACAAGGACUAAUUAACCAAAGACGUUCUUAAGUUUUCUAUUUAGUUUUGCAACAACAAAAAGUGUGACUUCUUUCGUUUUUUUUUUAAAGACUCGAGAAAGAAUAAUUAUUUUUUUUUAGUGAAACAAUUUUGAAAUCCAGACGAAAAUCAAGUUUUUUACGUUCGUAAAAAAAUAUUUGCUAAAAAGAAACAAAUGAUAUUUUUGUUUUUUUUUUAAUUUUUAAAUUUUAGUAUAAAUUAGUUUUGUAGUAAAAGAAGGAGGGAUGGGAAGAGGGGUCUAAAAAAGAUUUAGAGAGAUGGUAAAGUCAAAAGUCAGCGUGUAGUUAAAUUACAAAAAAAGAAAAGAAAAAAAAAGAAAGUCUUCUGUGUCACAAAAUAUUAUCUUGUAGUAGGAAAGUUAAAGAGAAAAAAAAAAGUUAUUUUUUUUCGUAAUUUUUGCAAACAUUAAAUUGACAACGUAACUGUAGGAAUUUAAAUUUGUAAUUUAUUGCAUUUUAUUGUCACGACUUACGGCAAAAUUUUGUGCAUUAGCUGCUCAUAAUAUUCUUAUAAAAUAGAUUUAUUAUAAAAAAAAAAAUGCUCUGCAAGAGUUAUUUUUUUUCGUAUAUAAUUUAUAGACAAGAAAAAAAGGAAGAUAACACUAAAGGACACUUGCAUCUCAGAUUAUAUUUUUAAACACUUUUUUUUUAAUUAUCUCACAAAUUAGAAAUUGUAAAACAACAACAACAAAAAAAUACUGGAGCAUUCAAAAGGUAAAGUAAAAUUUAAAAUUAUAUAUAUUUUUUCUAUUAGAAAUCAACAAUAGAAUUUAUUGCUAUUAUUUUAAGAAUUACAUUGAGAUUCCUAAUUUAAUAUGAUGAAGAUUUUUUUUAACAAUGACAAUUUAUCCUAGAAGCUUACGAAUUCUAAAAAACAAAGAUGGGCAUAAAUACACUGUAAUUUUUUUCUAAUGAAUAUUUUACAGAAAGGUCAUGUUGGAUCUCUUGAGUAAGUCCCGUCAAAAAUAGUUUGGUCCACGCCCUCUGUGAGAAUAAUGAGCAAUUAAAAUUGACAAUUUAGUAUGACGUUCAUUUGAAGUUAAAUUGUUUUACGUUAUUCGUUUAACUCUUUCCGGACCACAACAUAUCCAGCGAACGAAUUUCAGUAAAAGUCACUUUAUUGGAAGUCUUAGUGGUCAAAUAUGAUACUUUUGUAGAGAAAGAAUUUUUUCCGCCUCUGGGAAAUUGGAAAACUCAUGGGUACUCUCGUCCCCAAAAGAACGAAAAGGAGACAAACUUCAAUUUUCCAAAAGCCAAUAAUAUCAAUUUUGUGAAUUAUUUUUGCGUGUCAAAUGACACCUUUACAAUGUUGAUCACUAAAACAAGAAGAAUUAUUGACCAGUAUCUUGUGGGAUGUCCAGGAAGUGGUCAAGAAUACACCAAAUACCUGCUUGCCAACAGAUUCCUAAAAAUAUUUCACACAAUAACACUUUAAAACACAUUUCUCUCAACACGAUGUUAUUGUAGACACAUUCAGCUCUCUCAAGAGCCAGAAAAACACUUCCUGGACAAUCAGAAUUCACCAAAAUCUGGAAGAAUAGGAAAAACUGCCCUGAAAGCAAUCUCCCUCGCUGCCAAAUGUCAAAAUUAUCGGCCAUAUUGGCAGAAAUGUUGUUCCCGCUUGGAAUUUUCUUGCAAGGUUGGUGUCAAAAAGCAAAUGGCGGGCAUUGGCGGGAUAACCUUACAUUUGACCUCCAGAUUUUUGCGGAUGAGAGUACCCAUAAAGUUUGAACUAGUUUUUUGAAAAUUUAAGAAAAAAUUGUUUUUCGAAUUUAUGUAAUCUGUAAAUUGUUAGUUAUCAUACUUAUUGGCCCCGAGAGGUUUUUUCUUAUUCUGGUCUAAAAAUAUAAAAAAAAAGUCACAAUAUCUGCAAGGGAGCAGAAAAUCGAAAAUUCACGAUUUUUGACCAAAAAUAUCUUAGCUCAUGAGUUAAUUAGGAUCCUGCAAAAAAAUAUCCUAGAUUUGGACAUCCUUAUAGUUUGUAAUUGUCCAGAAGAAUCGGAUUUUUAUCGAUUCUAGAUAGUCUAAAAAAAUUGUUGUUUCCAUGGGUACCCAGAGUCCCAAAGGAGACGGAAGAGUUAAAUCAAAUCAUCAAUCGGAACGAGAGACACUCAAAUCAUCCAGUCUUUUCCGGAAUGAAGUUAGGAAAAAUUCUUUCCUCCACCCAGAAUCGAACUGGAGACCUCGUUAACUAGACGAGUGUUCUACCAACUGAGCUAUUAGAGGCAACAUGAUCUGUUGGACUUGCAACACAACCUUAACCAAUUGCAUUGUGCACUUCAAUCGAACAGUUUCUGGGUUGCACGGUUUGAGAACGAUAGGGGAGACUGGGGCAAAAAGUAACAAAAUGGAUAUUUUAUUUUUUUUUACAAGCUACUCGAGCACCUCCAAAAUUUCUAAUUAGCACAGUUUUAUAGGGAAUUUACCGCUCUACAACUCUGUGAAAGUCAUUUUCUUCUAUUUUGUAAGGAAAUAUAUUUAUCGAGCCGUUUUCUAAAAGGUAAUUUUGUGAUCAUUCUCAAAAAUGCUGGGAUAAAUAGUAUCAGGCAUAAGAUAAGCAACGAAGAAUAACCUUUUGAUAAACUUAAUAUUCUGAAGGAUAAGGUUUGUAAAGCGACCAACAGGAUCUUGCUAAAAGUUUUUCAAGCGGAUAUUCUUAAAAAAAACUAUUUUGUAAAAUUAUUCGUAAAUGUUUGUCAAUUCCUACUGGGGACUUACGAAGAGCUCGUAAAUUAUAUGACCCAUUAAAAAGUUCGUAAAAGUUUGUAUUUUUUUCACAAAAAUUUUCCAUAACAUGAUCACUUGACGAGCAUUUUUUGUUCAUUUGCAAACAUUUGUUCGUACAUUUUUGUUUAUCUGGCAAAACAUUACGAACAAAUGACAAAAUUUUACGAGCAUUUUUUCUGUGUGCUUACGCAUAUUUACGAGAAAAUGUUAGUGAAAGAAUAAAAACUGUUCGUCAAGUGAUCAUGUUACGAACAAUAUUUGUGAAAAAAUACAAAUGUAAGACCUUUUAAGUGGGUUUUAUGAUUUACGAGCAUUUCGUAGGUCCCCAGUAGGAAUUGACAAACAUUUACGAACAAUUUUACGAAAUAUUUCUUUUCUAUGUGUGUGAAAUAUGAGAAAACAUUUUAUUAAAUUUGUAAAUCUUUUACGAAGUUUUAACAAAAUGCAGUUGGUUGUAGUACAAAUGAAUUUUCUUCUUCAAAUCAGGAAGUUUGGCAAAACGAUGUUCAUUUGUAGAUUUAACAAAACUUUUGCUCUAAUUUCUAUAGAGAACAUCAUUUUGUCGAAUUAUUUUUGACAACAAGACUCUUUGUCAAAUCGUCUGUUAACAAACUUUUGUUGAAAAUUUGACAAAAAGGUUGUCCUCUAACAAAGAAAUAAUGUCAAAGUUUUGUUUAAUCAACAAAAGAAUAAUCUUUUAAAAAUUAUUAAAAGUUCGUCAAAGGUAUGUUCUUCCAUAUAAAAUAUUUUGUGAAAAUUGAAAGAACAUUUGUACAAUGUUUUAAAAAAACUCAGUUUUCUGUACACAGAAAAAAAAUAUUUUGUAAAAAUGUUCGUAAAUGUUUGUGAAUUCCUAUGGGGGAGUUACAAAAUGCUCGUGAAUCCUAUAACCCACAAACAUGUUCGUAAAAGUUUGUACUUUUUUCACAAACAUUGUUCGUAACAUGAUCGCUUGACGAGCAUUUUUUGUACUUUUACAAACAUUUGUUCGUAAGUGUUCAUAAACACACUAAAAAUGUUCGUAAAAUUUUGUCAUUUGUUCGUAAAAUUUUGUCAUUUGUUCGUAAAAUUUUGUCAUUUGUUCGUAAAUGUUUGUUUUCCUGUCGAACAUCUUACGAACAAAUGACAAAAUUUUACGAACAUUUUUUUGUAUGUUUACGAACAUUUACGAACAAAUGUUUGCAAAAGUACAAAAAAUGCUCGUCACGUGAUCAUGUUACGAACAAUGUUUGUGAAAAAAGUACAAAAUUUUACGACCUUGUUUUUGGGUUAUACGAUUCACGAGCAUUUUGUAACUCCCCCAUAGGAAUUCACAAACAUUUUUACAAAAUAUUUUUUCCGUGUACUACAAAUAUUUCUGUUUUAAGAGUAGGAAAGUUGUAAAACGGAUUUUUUGUUAAAUUUACAGAACUUCAGUCGUCAAUCAACCACAUUUUGUUAAGGAUUUUCCAAAAAUAUAUUCUCGAAUAACAAAAAUAAUGUUAAAGUUUUGUAAAAUACAGCAACAUAUUUUUGACAUACUUCACAUUCUGAAAAAUAAUUUUGUAACACUGUCAAUUGGAUACUGUUUAAAUUUUGUCAAAAGAAUCUCUUUGAUUUGAUUAAUAUGCUUUACAAUUCCUCGAAGGUUUCUAAGUUUUAGCUCUUGACAUAAACGGUUCAAAAGUCAGAACGUUUCUAUAACAAACAUACGAAAAUCACUAAUUGUUUAUUAACUGGGCAUUGCCCUUUAUUUUGUGUAAUAAAUGCCUUUAUGAUCGUCACUUAAAUAAAGAAAACCGUAUGUGAUUAUCAAGGGGCGUGGCUUAAUGUAACAUUUAUCAAGUAAUUCGAUUUGUUCUAUAAUAACAUUAACCACUUUUACUUGAAUGUCAUUAAAAAAAACUGCAAAUGCUAAAGUUAUUUUAGCAUAAUUUCUUGAUGGAGCGUGACCAAAAAAAACAUUGAUGGGCGGGACUUAAAAGAUCUGAUAUCACCUUCGUGCAAAGUAUUAAAUUACCAAAAAGUUAUAUCGAAUUUUGAGAGUCCUAAAAAUUUCUAUUCUUGUAAAAGGAAAUUAUUUUAGAAUGCCAUGGUAUUUUUUUUCUUUAAAUUUAUUGUAGCAUCUGCUUCGAAUAUUGUACAAAAAAUAAAACAAACAAAAAAAAAGAAUGAAAUGCGUAGCAAAUUUUGCUAUUGGUUAGAGCAGAUUUUAAUGAUAAAAAAAAGAGAAAAUGGACGAGUGAAAGUGAAAGAGAGCGAGAGAGAGAGAGAAAAGUGCAACUUACAAAGAUUCUUUCUAUUUGCAAUACCCUUUUUGUUUAAUAAAGAAGAUUAAAAAAAAACCCUAUUUGUUAAACUAAUUAUUAAUUAAAGAAUAUUUCUUAGUUUUCAACACCAAUCUGUUAUAUCAUUCAAAUUUUAUUAUGUCUAUAAGUAGGAAUGGUAAAUUAGGUAUAAUAAAGCAAAAUACAAAAAAAAGGAACAUGUGUGAGUAAAACAUUUAUCAAAUAAAUUUACCAAUUAAUUUUAGAGGAAUCGCUCCAUUUAAUUUAAAUGAAUUUUAGUAGAAGAGAAAAUAAUGUGUAUCUCAUUAUACAAGAAAGAAAAAUUAAAGGAAAUAUUUUGUAAAUUUGUUGGACGACUCGCUGUACAUUCCCUCUUAAGGAUGAUGAAAAUAAACAAAAAAAAAACAAAAUACUGAUAAAUUUAGAAUUGAAUUCGUGACAAAGAUGUGCGCAAAACUUUGAGUACAGCAGGAGAACCGACCGUGAAAAGAUGAGCGAUAGGUCAUUAAAAUAUAUAGGACAAAUCUGUAGUAAAAUUAGUUGAUUUCAGAAUGUACAAUUAUAUAUUAUACAAAAGAAAUAAGAAAACACAGACCAACAAAUUGUAUAUAAGAGAAAAAAGGAAAUAAAUUAACAGUGAAAUUUAAAAGAAAA